Molecule: messenger RNA, 4411 nt
Organism: Sorex araneus (European shrew)
Lineage: Eukaryota; Metazoa; Chordata; Mammalia; Eulipotyphla; Soricidae
Gene: UBFD1
Product: ubiquitin family domain containing 1
Exons: 7
Coding region: 217-1158 (313 amino acids)
Molecular function (GO): cadherin binding; RNA binding
Source: RefSeq, a predicted model, not a curated record
CUCCGGCCUGUAGGGGGCAGAACCCGGGUGCCGGGUGGGUCCGGAAAGCAAAAGCGUGGCAGGGGCCGGCCCCGGGAAGCGGAGGAGGCGGGUCUCCAAGGCUACCGCCACCUGUUUCCGGCGGGCGCGGGCGCGCUCAGGGGCAGCGCCGGGGGCCAGGCUCGGGCGCGUUCCCGGCGGCCCCUGCGCGCGCGGUGGGGGUUGUACACAAUCAUCAUGGCGGCGGCCGGGGCCCCGGAUGGCAUGGAGGAGCCUGGCAUGGACACGGAGGCCGGCACGGCGGCCGGCGAGGCGCCCGCGCGGCCCCUCAACUGCCUGGAGGCCGAGGCGGCGGCGGCGGCGGGGGCGGCGGCGGCGGCGGAGGACGCGGGCGCGGCGCGGGGCAGCCCGCAGCCCGCCCCGGCCCAGCCCCCCGGGGACCCCGCGGCCCAGGCCUCGGUCAGCAACGGCGAGGACGCGGGCGGCGGCGCGGGCCAGGAGCUGGUGGACCUGAAGAUCAUCUGGAACAAGACCAAGCACGACGUGAGGUUCCCCCUGGACAGCACCGGCUCGGAGCUCAAGCAGAAGAUCCACUCGAUCACGGGUCUCCCGCCGGCCAUGCAGAAAGUCAUGUACAAGGGCCUCGUCCCUGAGGAUAAGACGUUGAGAGAAAUGAAAGUGACCAGUGGCGCCAAGAUCAUGGUGGUUGGCUCCACGAUAAAUGAUGUUUUAGCCGUGAACACGCCCAAAGAUGCUGCCCAGCAGGACGCCAAGGCCGAAGAGAACAAGAAGGAGCCGCUCUGCAGGCAGAAACAACACAGGAAAGUGUUGGAUAAAGGGAAACCCGAAGAUGUGAUGCCCUCUGUGAAGGGCGCCCAGGAGCGCCUGCCCACCGUCCCCCUGUCCGGCAUGUACAACAAGUCAGGAGGCAAAGUGCGGCUCACCUUCAAGCUGGAGCAGGACCAGCUGUGGAUCGGCACGAAAGAGCGGACCGAGAAGCUGCCCAUGGGCUCCAUCAAGAACGUGGUGAGCGAGCCCAUCGAGGGACACGAGGACUACCACAUGAUGGCGUUUCAGUUGGGCCCCACGGAAGCCUCUUACUACUGGGUGUACUGGGUUCCAACUCAAUAUGUGGAUGCAAUCAAAGACACUGUGCUGGGGAAGUGGCAGUAUUUUUGAAAGCACUUUCACCUCUGGCCCAGGAGACUGACCCAAAGUGAAGGACAUUGCUGGGAGAGGCCUGCAGCAUCCCCGGAUUUCAGAGUUCUGGAACUUGAUUCAAAAACAAAAAUCUCUCUCCAGUCUAAGGCGAUGUGGUGACUGAAGCCACGGGUGAUGGACUUUCACCAUCAGCUUCAUUUUAACUUCACCCUCACCGGGUCCCUUUCUUGCAGUCAGCUUCAUACCAUUUUUCAAGUCCAUGCGGUGGAAAUCAAUAAAUCUGAAUUCCGAACAUGUUGUGUGGAAUACUCUUACAUGUGCUGAAGAGUAGACCUGCCAGUUCUGUUUAGAGAGGAAUCAUCAAAAAGCUUUCUGGUUUCUUUUUUCUUUUUCUUUUUUUUUUUUUUUUUUUAAAUUUUUGUGUGUCUUUUUUUAAAGAAAAAAGAUCUCAACUGGAAUAUUUGCAUAAACCUUUGGUUGCAAACAUGUGGACUGCAUUGUAAUGAGGGGGGUUGUUUUUAUAUCUUUUUUUUCAUAUGAAGUUGUAUGCAACAUGUCGGGGGGCGGGGGCAUUGCAGGCCGUAUUUUUCUUAAUCCGUUGAUUCCAGUGUAAUUCUCUCCGUCUCUCGCUUUCUCACUUCCUAGAUUGGAGUUUUUGUUUUCAGACCCAAAGAUGUCGGUUCCUCUUUUUCGUACCUCAUCGCCGCUUCCUCUCCUGGCCUGCAUCCGCCGGACGGCGCGGUCUCCGGCAGGGCAGGGGCGCGAGCCGCAGCAUCGCUUGCAGUUGACUCCUGUCUAGACAUCUUGCCCUCCGGGGUCCCCACUCUCGCUCUCCGGGGGGCACUGCGCUGCUGGUCGUGGCCUGCUCCCCGGCCAGGGAGACGACAGUGGGCACAGCCGUCUCGCCCCUGGGCCCAGAGGACCGUCUUGCUUUGCGAUGUUCCAGAAAGUUCUUAAAGCAGUCUGAUGAUUCUUUCCAUCACGCGCCUCCAUUUGGCCCUCGUAGCUCCUGCAUUCUGUUCAAGUGCCCUUUUCAUCCCAGGCUCUCAGCUGCCGCCUUUCUCACUAAGAAGUCCUCCCAGCUCGGGGCUUGGCCGCCGGCUCUGAACGUCCAAAAAAAUGAGUGGGGAAGAAAACGGAAUCGCCGCUGGGGACAGCUUGGCCCCUUGCAGUUUCCGCCCCUUCCGUUCGUUCUUCGUUCCCGUGAACUCCUUGUCUCCUUCUGGCCUGACGGACUCUGAAAUGCGGGAAGGCCUCUCGGCGGGGGCGUCCCCUGCGUGCUGUUGGCUGGAGCCCUGCUGCUGUCUGCGGGUCCUCCACCCCCACCCCCACCCCACCCUGUGCUUUGGACUCGGGGCCUUUGCUCCUCAUUCUGUGAAACGUCCUCGCAUGUGUCCGCCCCCGACGACUCUCCCUCGUGAGCCAGUUCCUGACGGUUCCCUGCCCUCCCCUCCCUUCCCCUCCCCUCCGCCGCUGGCGUUCGGGAUCUCGCCCGUAGAGACAGUCUUGCUUUUUCAUGGUGUGUUGUCGGUGCCCAGUCAUGCAUCUGGGCGGGAAAAUUGCUUCUUGCCAUCCCGGAGGCCUUGGGACGCAGGUGAGGCAGCACAAGUGCCAGAUCCUUUGCAAAAAAGGGGCCGUCACAGCGGCCCUCUGGGGGGGGCCCCCCCGCUUCUCUUUCUCUGAGCAGAGCGCCCCACUUUGGUCCGAGCCUCGCUCGCUUGGAAUGCCCCCUCGGUCGCCCCCUUCCUCCCGGUGAGCGCCGGCCUCACGCUCCUUUCGCCACAGGCCAAACCCGCUUCUUGCUCGGGCGGGCGCCCCCGUGAGCAGGGCCCUUUCAUUUGAAGUCCAAUGGUGCUUUUUCCUUCCUUGGAGAUACAGUCUAUAAGUAAUAACCGGCCUGACACCUCUUCGCGGGCUGGUGGAGCCUGGCUCGCUGCGAGAACAGUCCCGGGCUCUGGCUCCCGCCUGCCCAUCCGUCCGCGCCAGGCGCCCCGGGAACGCGACCCUCCCCGCGCCCCCCGUUUGACUAGAUCCCACGUCCGGGUCGCUGCAGUAUUCCCCCCUCUUGCAGUAUUCCCCCUCGGUUCCCCGCGCGGUCUCUUCCUGUCUCUUGUGAUCCAGCACGAACAACUGUGGCAGUGGCAGUCUCCUCCCGCCCUCGGUCGCUCCUCCUGUGCAUCCCUCAUCCUUUCCUCCUCGGGAGUCUCUCUGCGCAGCCCGCCAGGGCGCGGGGACCCCCGGGGCUGGGAGUCCGUGGCCCUGUGCCAAGCUCGGGCGCAGCCUGUACGGGAGGCCCCGGGGUGCCUCUCUUGGGACCCCUGAGAGGUGGCGUUCCUGUCUGGAAGCCACGCUGGGGGUCCCCCUGUAGGUCUUGGCCCCAGACAUCAGGCCUUUCUUCUCCUUCUUGAGGCAGCCGCCAAGGCCAAGGUGACUCUCGGCCCCGAGGUCUUUGCUGGCUCCCGGCGGGGCUCUCUGGGCCUUGGGGGGCUGGGGGGGGCCCUUUCCGCUUUGUUGCGAAGCCGCCUGCUCUCGGCAGGGCAGCGGUUUUCAUCUCGCUGCUGCCCCCCGCACCGGGGCCCAAGAGACCACCCUAGCCGCUCCAUCGGCCCCGAGGCGCCACGGAAGGGGCCGGCUUUCCUCUUCUUACUUGAACCACGUGCCUGGAGGAGCCGCCCAGGCCAGGCCCCACUUCCUUAGGGGCCGAGAGGAGCAGGGGGUGGGCGCGGCCGGUCGGGGCAGGGCCAGGCCGGGGCGGGCUUGCUGCCCACCCGGCUGUCUAGGGAGCCGCCCUCCGGCGGGGGCCCGCGCUCUUGCUGCCCCGGGGGCUUGGGUCAUGCCGGGGCCCCGGGAGACGCUGGCGCGGGUGUGGAUGGGGCCCCGAGCCCGCGCCCAGCAGGGUCCGGGGCCCGCUGGUCGGGAGCGGGCCGUCUGCUGAACUGCCCUGCCUGGCCGGGGGGCUCUCCCGCUUUCUCCAUUUCUAAGAACCUCUCUCUUUUUCUUUCUUAAAGAGUUCUGCCGAAUUAUUUGACAAUAUACGUAAGUACCAUGUUUCCUUGUGGUGUACGCUCUGUUCUGGUUUUUGUUUUUUAAAUCCAAUGCCUGUGUGGGCGGAGAUGGACGUAUUUAGUCUUAAUAGAUUUGCGCUGCUGGAAUUUUCUUUUUCUUUUCCUUUUUCUUUUUUUUUUUUCCUUCCAAGUGUAACCUUGACUAGCUGUCUCAUUGUUUAUCCUGUAAGAUUAGUCUCUCGAUUAAAGUUUCAUAAUGAACCACA